AUCUGGGGACCCUCGAGACUCUCAGUUACGACCCUGGGCCGGUUGCGCUGCUUCAGGGUGGCCUGCUCCGCAGGGCCGUUGUGAGGGCGAGAAGAAAGCGGGCUAGGCCAGUGGUUCUACAGCAUGGCCUAGAUCGCAGGGUCGUUGUGCGGAUGAUAAGGAAGGGGGGGGGGAGGCCAGUUGCUCUCCUUCAGCAAGGCCUACCUCACAGGGUCGUUGUGAGGAUGUAAAAGAGAGGGGCUUUAAGCCCCUCCCCCUGGCCUGCCUAAUAGGGUUGUUGUGGGUGGACUCGUGAAGGUCCCAGCCUUGACUUAGUGGAAAGGUGGCAUAAAAAUGUGCUUCCCCUAAAAUUAAGCUGGACAUUGUUUGGGGUGGUUGCCUUCUUUUUUUUUACCCUUCAGACAUCACAGUCAUUUCUGUCUGCCUCCUUUUCUUCCCUGCUUCGCUAGAUUGCUGUGUGAGCUCGGGCCUAACUGACCUUGCAGGGUUGUUGUGAGGAUAGUAAAUGGAGGAGAGGAGAACAAUGUAUGCUAUCUUGGGCCUGUGCGGGGAGGGGAGACAGGCAGGGUAUAAAUGAAGUACAUAAAUAGAUUUUAUACACCACAUCAAUGCUGGUCAUUGAAAUCAGCUAUAUGGUGUAUUUUUUAAAAUCAGAUAUAUUGUAAAAGUGGGUUAAAGUAUCUGUAUUAAAUCAAAAGUAAUUAAUGACUACCCUUUUUAAAAUAAUCUCUUCUUAAAAGUCAGUGGAAUGAAGGGGGGAAGGGAUCCACUGGAUCAGUUGAUGGAUAUCUGAUCUCUUUCCUUAAUGCCCCCCCCCCCAGGUGAAAGUGAUUCUUUAAUAUUGUUAGUUAACACCCCACCUCACCCCCUUGCAGCCUACUAAUACUUUAGAGGUUUAAUUUAAAUCCCUUUAAGAUUUUAAUUUAUUAAUACUCUUUACUUUUUGGUAACUUUCAGAAAGUUUUUUUUUCAGUUGGGUGACUUUUUAAAAAGGGCUUUAUUGUUUGUUUUCUCCUCUCCCAAAUUUCCUCUUCUGCUUUUCUCUCUCUCUCUCUCUCUGUCUCAUCAAAGCUAGCUAGAAUUAUUAUUAUUUAUUAAAUUUCUAGAUCUCCCUGUCCCCUCCCCUUUUGGGCUUGGGAUGGUUUAACAGCAUAGUAGUUACAUAACAUCCUCAUCACCAAUAUAUGGUAUCUAAAACAGUCCAAUUUCACAGUUUACAUUCUAGUGAAAUCAAGAUGGUGCACAAGUUUAGCUAAAAAAUCAGAUUUUCCCUUACAGACAAACUUGGUCCGGGUGGAAUUUGCCCGUGACCUUAGGGGUAAAGGACUUGAUCCCUGGGCUGUCAGCCAUAUCAUUAACAUGUCGUCCAGCACGAGAGAUGAGACUCCUUUCCCCAGCUACGAGGCAGAAGAGAGCCAGACCUCGAAACUGAUAAAGAAAUCUCGGGAGUCACCGUUUGUCCCGAUCGGCAUCGCGGGCUUCGCAUCUGUGGUGGCCUAUGGGUUGUACAAGCUGAGGCACAGAGGGGACACCAAAAUGUCCGUCCAUCUGAUUCACAUGCGUGUGGCCGCGCAAGGCUUCGUCGUGGGCGCAAUGACCUGUGGUGUGCUUUAUUCGAUGUAUCGGGAAUACCUGGCCAAACCCAAACCUUAGGGAAAAGCCAGCUGGAAGCCUGUGUAUACUGGUGUUCUUAUGUGCUUGAUUGAAUAGACGUCGCACCAAGAUGGUACAGCAAUGUAAACAGGACCCAAGGACGUAGCACUAAAACAUACUACAUCUCAUGCUAAUGUAAAGAUUUCCGCUCUGCCAGUCUGACUCUGUUUUAGGGCAUUGUGCUCAAAUGCUGCCCUUCUCUCUCUCUGUCCUGAUUGGGGGCACAAACUCUGAUUUGCUGCUAAACUCGAUCACAGUUCUAGCCCGCUUCACCUUUUCUUUGCACGGUGUAGAACAGAAAAAUACCAUUGGUGGCCCAGCGAGUGAGCAUUCCAGUCUUAAAUGUGAUUACUUUAGGAUGUGGUUGGAGUAAUGAAGGAGGAAAAUUAUUAUUUUUGGCCAGCGUUGAUCCUGCGCUGAGAGUUUCAAGAAAAUCAACCUGCCCCUCUCUAGUUCUAUUUUUCUAAAAACUCACCUUUUCAUCUCCUGUAAGACAAAAUAUGUGAUGAGCCAGUCCGUGCAUAUUUUGUCCUUUCGCAGUAUGAAGCCUUAAAUAAUGGAUUAAAUUAUUUAAACUUUUUAUUUAUUACACAGUGGUGAUUUAACCGUGGCUGCGUAACUGGUAUCAGAGGAGAAUUAUUUUUGUAAAUUGCACGCUUCUUGGGUUUAUGCCACAUAGUAUUUUUAAAGUUCCCCUUUUGGAUUAUUCGAUCAAUAAAAACAUCUUGGAAUGCUUUGGAGUACAAGAACAAGCGGAGUAUUUUCUCCUACAAAUCACUGUGAUUCUCGUUCACAGCUAGGUAUCGACUUGGGAAUUGCAUUUGUCUUCUCAAUUUGCUUGCAUUCCUUGGUUUGAUCGUGGUAGUGAAAAUGAUGUUAAAUUCAGUGAAUCUGUCUAAUCCACUGAUUGGUUUUAUUAAAUAUGUUACAUAAGAACAA
Sphaerodactylus townsendi is the source of this 2592-nucleotide messenger RNA. It is a transcript of the gene HIGD1A, whose product is annotated as HIG1 hypoxia inducible domain family member 1A. The record is from RefSeq and is a predicted model, not a curated record. Lineage: Eukaryota; Metazoa; Chordata; Lepidosauria; Squamata; Sphaerodactylidae. Gene Ontology annotation, biological process: mitochondrial respirasome assembly; negative regulation of apoptotic process. The transcript has 4 exons. Gene Ontology annotation, cellular component: mitochondrion. The coding region runs from base 1360 to 1653 and encodes 97 amino acids.